Mixia osmundae IAM 14324 is the source of this 3918-nucleotide messenger RNA. RefSeq lists its product as uncharacterized. The coding region runs from base 1 to 3918 and encodes 1305 amino acids. The transcript is spliced from 17 exons. The record is from RefSeq and is a predicted model, not a curated record. Gene Ontology annotation, molecular function: protein binding; nucleic acid binding. NCBI's taxonomy places the organism in Eukaryota, Fungi, Basidiomycota, Mixiomycetes, Mixiales, Mixiaceae. Gene Ontology annotation, cellular component: mRNA cleavage and polyadenylation specificity factor complex; nucleus.
AUGCAGUCGUACUGCCGACAGGUGCUGCCGCCCAGUGGAGUCGAACAUGCCGUCAGUCUCAAGUUGACGGGAACCUGUGUCGAGGCAGAGCGACACUCGACGAGAGUCGUCCGCAACCUCGUCGUGGCUCGUUCCAACUUUCUACAGGUCUACGAAGUCCUCGAGGAGCCUGUACCUGUCCAGUCUAGCGUCACAGAUGGCUCCAGUGCGUCAAUGCGGGAAGAUCAGACUCGUUUGCAGCUCUUGGCCGAACAUGUCUGCCAUGGUAUCGUCACUGGCCUUGCGCGGCUCAGUACGCUCGACACACGUCAAGACGGCAGGCACAGAUUGGUGAUCUCGUUCAGAGACGCAAAGAUGACUGUCAUGGAGUGGUCAGACCAGUUGCAUGACCUCGCGCCCGUCUCGAUGCAUUCAUUCGAGCGUCUGCCACAGCUGUCGCAAGGAGAUUUAGGCGCAUUCCAGGCCGUACUGCGCGUCGACCAAGCGAGCAGAUGUGUUGCGCUACUCUUGCCUGACAACACGCUCGGCAUCUUGCCGUUCUUUCAAGACCUGUCUGAGCUCGAAGACAUGACCAGAGAAGGCCUACAGAGUCUACCUUAUGCGCCUAGUCUGACCAUCGACCUGUCCGAGAUUGGUCCAGGCAUACGCAACGUCGUCGAUUUUGCCUUCUUGCCAGGAUUCAGCGAGCCAACGAUAGCGAUACUAUUCCAGCGCAAGCCGACUUGGACUGGACGCAUUGACUUUGCCAAGGACAUCACUAGCCUGGUCAUGGUUACCCUCGAUAUUGGCUCGAGGAAUUAUCCUGUGAUAUUCGAGGCAGAUGGAUUACCGUACGACGCCCUGUCUCUCAGUGUCUGUCCUCGCGAACUCGGCGGUGUCGUUAUUCUCUGUGCUAAUUCACUCGUUCACAUUGAUCAAUCGUCGAAGAUGACCGGUAUCGCUGUCAACGGCUGGACGAGCACGCUCACCGAUGCUCGUCUCGAUUCUCGUCCAACUUUACGACUCGUCCUCGAAGGCGCCCAAUGCGCGUUCGUGGGCCAGCAGGUUGCAGUCCUAUGCACGCGUACAGGCGAAACCUUCUCACUCCAUCUGGAGAAGGACGGCCGUAAUGUGUCCAGCAUGGACUGUCGUCCCCGAGCUGUAACUUGCAUACCUGCUUGCAUCGAGACUGUCGGUGCUGCCUACGUCUUUGUAGGCUCAGCACAAGGCCAAUCUGUGCUCCUGCGCUGGGCGUCGCAAUCUGGCGCAGGUGCAGACAUACUGGAUAUCACUGAAAGUGGCACCGGGCUCGUGCAAUCAGACGCUAUGGACGAUGAUCUCUAUGCCACUGCCGGCGCUCACAAUGGGAAUGGGCACCAGAUUGCACCGACGGGUAAAGAUGUGCAGCUUGAGCUCUGCGAUACGCUACCAGGCUAUGGUACGAUUCGGCAUAUCGCGGUACUUGAUCACACCUCUGCCAGCCUCGAUGAGCCUUCUCUCGUCGCAUGCACAGGUGUACAGGCCAUGGCGGGUCUCACUACUAUCCACCGGCAUGUGCCAUCAGUACGUCAAGUCGAUCUCGAUCUGCCUACUGCACGCGACAUUCGCCAUAUCUGGACGGUGGGGUUGGAGCAGCGGCAGAAGAUGGGUCGUGGUCCAAUCACCCAUCAGAUUAUCUGCUCGACUGGCUCUAGCAGCAUGGUGUAUACACUCGACCAAGACACCCAGGCAGCUACCCUGGCGCGCAAAAGCGCAGAAGUACCUCUCGCGGCGGGCUCCUUCUUUAGUCGAUCUCAGGUGCUAGAGGUCACUGAAGAUAUGCUAAGGCUCUAUUCGCCAGAUGGCCAAAUCACAACCGAAGCACCUCAUGGACAAGCAGAUGCGAUCGACGUGACUGUCAGCGAUCCGUUCGUGGCAGUCCUGAGUGCCGCACGGAAUGUUACAGUCUUCUUCGGCGAUCCGACGACCUCGUUACUCAAUGAGCUUGGCCAAUUGCCGAUUGCAGAUGUGGCAGCUGUCAGUCUGGUCGCCCAAGCGAACAAGGGCAUGGACAGACACCUCAUUGCUGCCGCUUUGACGAAUGGCGAGAUCAUCGUAUACUCUCUGCCGGACAUGCAGAUCCAAUGGCAAAGCGAAAGCAUUACGCAGAUGCCACCUGUUCUCCGACCGCGCUAUCUCGUGCCAACUUCUGUCUCUGGUAAAGAUCAUCCCGAUGACACCACGAUGGGCGAAGCCGGCGACGAAGUCAGCGCAAUGUUGCUCACUGUCAUUGACGGUCUCGACGGAGUCCGUCUGCAUCUCGUCGCGCUCCUCGGCACGAGCCGACUCGUGGUAUACGAGCUCGUACGACAGCAUGACGAAUCGAGAUCAGUCUGGCAGUUCGUUCGAAGAAUCGCUCGCCAGCUUCCGAUAGGUGAACAGGAAGAAGAGCAGUCCAGGCGCUUGGUGUCGUUCAUCAGCACGACUGGUCGUUCUGGCGUUUUCAUCACCGGAUCGGCUCCAUUCUAUCUGCUUACGGACCGUGCUGGCAUCGCUCGGCUCUAUCGCGCACCAUACGGCAGAGCCAGUGCAUUCGGUGCUUUUGAUCCGCCAAGCUCUACGCCGCUACUCGUGCUCGCCGAUGGCGCAAUGCACACGUACGACCUUUCGGAUCAGGCGUCGUUGGCUCGAGAGCUGCCAGUCACGCACGUCGCCACAAGUAAAUGCUUCACGUCGACAGCCUAUCACGACUCUUCACAUACCCUCGUUGCUGCUCGCGUGGUCAACGCGCCCUUUGAGCUUUUCGAUGACGAAGGCGCGCCAGUCUAUCGCGCGCCAAGCGAAGACAUGAUCUCUCCUACCGUCUUUCGAUCCUGUCUCGAGCUGCUCGUACCCGGCUCGUGGGAUUGCAUCGAUGGGCAUGAAUUCCCACAGAAUGAGAGUAUCUUGCAGCUCAUUUGCGCGACAUUGCCCAGCGCGACUGAUCCCUCUGGUCGAGCGCGCUUUGUCAUCGCUUCAACAUGCAAUAACCGCGGCGAAGAUCUGCAGACACGCGGCGGGCUGUAUGUUUUCCGCAUCAGCACCACAGAAUCGACUGCAGCGAGCGAUCAAGCGCAAGCUCGCUCUGCCAAGCUUUCUCUCGUCCACGCAGACGAUCUGCGGCAUCCCGUCGGGGCGAUAUGUGAGGUCAACGGCCACAUCAUUCACUCCCUUGGUCAAAAGGUCUUCAUCAAAGCCUUCGACAGCGAUCAGCGCCUGAUCACUGUCGGCUUCCUCGACGUCGGACUUGAUGUCUCUGCAAUGCGUUCGAUCAAGAAUCUGCUUAUUAUUGGCGAUAGCCUUACAGGGACCUACUUUGUCGCAUUUCAGGAGGAUCCCUUUAAACUGGUUCUGCUCGGCAAAGAAGCUCGCAAGACCGAUGUCUAUUGCGUCGAUUUCCUCGUGCAGGAGAAUCGGCUCGGCCUGCUUUCUGUGUCCCGCAAAGGUCUGCUUAGGCAGCUGGAGUACAACCCCGGCAAUGCCGAAUCACGCGCUGGCGAGCGUCUGCUCGAUCGGACAGAAUACCAUCUCGGAAAACAGAUCAUCGAUAGCUUGUCCUUUGCAAAGCGUUUGUCCACAGAUGAGGAUCUGCGGCAAAGCGGCGUCAUGCUAGUCGGCGCCGAUGGCUCGCUGACUUGGGUCACGCCCGUGCGCGAAGUCGUCUACCGGCGAUUAGCGCUGCUCGAGCGUCAGCUGCAUCGUCAGCUUCCCCACUUUGCUGGCCUCAACCCACGUGCGUUCCGCACCGCUCGUAAUGACUAUUACUCGCGACCACUGGCACGCGGCAUGUUGGAUGGGGACUUGCUCGCAAUCUACGCGAACCUGCACGCAUCGCGACAGCAAUCUCUAGCGAGCCACAUCAAUAGCGACCCAGACACGCUCUCGGUCAAUCUCGGCAAUCUGGAACCGCCUUGGGCCUGA